Molecule: messenger RNA, 856 nt
Organism: Aspergillus japonicus CBS 114.51
Lineage: Eukaryota; Fungi; Ascomycota; Eurotiomycetes; Eurotiales; Aspergillaceae
Product: glutathione S-transferase
Exons: 3
Coding region: 56-856 (266 amino acids)
Source: RefSeq, a predicted model, not a curated record
UGCACACCCACCUGAAUUUACAUCCACCUACACCGUGGCAAAGCACAGCACCAAAAUGACGGACCCCAACAAAGGCGCCAAAAUCACCCUCUACUGGCUCGCGCAAUCCCGCUCCCACCGCAUCCUCUGGCUCCUCGAAGCGCUACACCUCACCUACGAGCUAAAGAUCUACCACCGCGGCGCCGACAAGCUCGCGCCGCGCGAGCUGAAGGAGAUCCACCCGCUGGGCAAGUCGCCGGUGAUCACCGUCCAGCCGGCUGCAGCCUCGGGGGAGGGCCAGGAAGCCGCCCCCAAACCCAUCGUGCUGGCCGAAUCCGGCCUGAUCAUCGAAUACCUCCUCGACCACUACGGCGCCAACGCCGAUCACCCCCUCAUCCCGGAGCGGUAUGCCGCGGGCCCCGAAGCCGGGACGGUGGGCGGCGAGACCGACUCGUGGCUGCGGUAUCGGUACUACCUGCACUACGCGGAGGGCUCGCUGAUGCCGUUUCUGGUGAUGCAGUUGGUGAUGGAUACCGUCAAAAACCCGCCCAUCCCGUUCUUCCUCAAACCCCUGCCGCGGGCGGUGGCCGGGCAGGUCGAGAAGGCGUUCCUGAACCGCAACAUCGCCGCGCAUCUGGAGUUCCUCGAGGAGCAGCUGCGCUCGAGCCCCGGCGGCGGGCCGUACCUGUGCGGGCCGGUGCUGACGGCGGCGGAUAUCAUGAUGAGCUUUCCGGUGAUCGCGAUGGCCGGCCGGCUGUCGAUGGAGGGGUACCCGGAGUUGCGCCGGUAUGCGGAGUUGCUGCAAAAGGAGGAGGGGUAUGUGGCGGCGUGUCGGAAGAUCGAGGAGGCGGAUGGGAAGUUUGAGGCGUCUCUUUAG